This is a messenger RNA of Carlito syrichta (Philippine tarsier), 1597 nucleotides long. It is a transcript of the gene RHCG, whose product is annotated as Rh family C glycoprotein. Gene Ontology annotation, molecular function: ammonium channel activity. Bases 47 to 1480 code for a protein of 477 amino acids. Gene Ontology annotation, cellular component: basolateral plasma membrane; plasma membrane; apical plasma membrane. Lineage: Eukaryota; Metazoa; Chordata; Mammalia; Primates; Tarsiidae. Gene Ontology annotation, biological process: ammonium homeostasis; ammonium transmembrane transport. The record is from RefSeq and is a predicted model, not a curated record. The transcript has 11 exons.
CUCCCGCUGCCCGAGCCUCCCGCUGCCCGCCCGCCAGCGCCGCGGCAUGGCCUGGAACACCAACCUCCGCUGGCGCUUGCCGCUGGCCUGCCUGCUCCUGCAGGUGGCCAUGGUGGUUCUCUUCGGCGUGUUCGCGCGCUACGACUUCGAGGCCGACGCCCACUGGUGGGCAGGGAAGAGGCACGGGAACGUCUCCAGCGACCUGGAGAACGAAUUCUACUAUCGCUACCCCAGCUUCCAGGACGUGCACGUGAUGGUCUUCGUAGGCUUCGGCUUCCUCAUGACCUUUCUGCAGCGCUACGGCUUCGGUGCCGUGGGCUUCAACUUCCUGCUGGCGGCCUUCGGCAUCCAGUGGGCGCUGCUCAUGCAGGGCUGGCUCCAUCACCUAGAAGACCGCCACAUAAACUUGGGCGUGGAGAACCUCAUCAACGCUGACUUCUGCGUGGCCUCUGUCUGCGUGGCCUUUGGGGCAGUUCUGGGCAAAGUGAGCCCUAUCCAGCUGCUCAUCAUGACUCUGUUCCAAGUGACCCUCUUCUCAGUGAAUGAGUUCAUUCUCCUCGACCUGCUACAGGUGAAGGAUGCAGGCGGCUCCAUGACCAUCCACACAUUUGGCGCCUACUUUGGGCUCACAGUGACCCGGAUCCUCUACCGACGCAACCUAGAGCAGAGCAAGGAGAGACAGAGUUCUGUGUACCACUCGGACCUCUUUGCCAUGAUUGGCACCCUCUUCCUGUGGAUGUACUGGCCCAGCUUCAACUCAGCCAUUUCCUACCACGGGGACAGCCAGCACCGAGCCGUCAUCAACACCUACUGCUCCUUGGCAGCCUGCGUGCUCACCUCAGUGGCAAUGUCCAGUGCCCUGCACAAGAAAGGCAAGCUGGACAUGGUGCACAUCCAGAAUGCCACAUUGGCGGGAGGAGUGGCCGUGGGCACCGCCGCUGAACUGAUGCUUAUGCCUUAUGGUGCCCUCAUUGUCGGCUUCAUCUGUGGCCUGGUCUCCACCCUGGGCUUUGUGUACCUGACGCCAUUCCUGGAGUCCCGGCUGCAGAUCCAGGACACAUGUGGGAUUCACAACCUGCAUGGCCUUCCUGGCAUCAUCGGUGGCAUCGUGGGAGCCGUGACCGCCGCCUGCGCCAGCCCCGAAGCCUAUGGCCUAGAAGGGCUUGUCCAUUCCUUUGACUUUCAAGGUUUCAAGGAGGGCUGGACCCCAAGAACGCAGGGCAAGUUCCAGGUUUAUGGCCUCUUGGUGACCCUGGCCAUGGCCCUGAUGGGUGGCAUCGUCAUGGGGUUCAUUUUGAGAUUACCAUUCUGGGGACAAGCCGCUGAUGAGAACUGCUUUGAGGAUGACAUCUACUGGGAGAUACCGGAAGAAAAGAGCACUAUCUACAUCCAUGAGGACCCCACCUUCAAGCCCUCGACAUCCUCGGUAACCUCAGUACCCAUGGCAUCCUCAAUGCCUGUGGCGUCUUUGGUACCUUAAGCUCCCAGGGCAGGUGAGAAGCAGGUGAGCAUGGGUUUGCCUGAGAAUGGACAAGGAGGAGCUGCAGACAGAGUGGGUCUCCAAGCCAGGCUCUGGUUGCAGAAGGUCUGCCUCUGC